Messenger RNA from Akanthomyces muscarius, 1017 nucleotides. RefSeq lists its product as uncharacterized. The record is from RefSeq and is a predicted model, not a curated record. The transcript has 3 exons. Lineage: Eukaryota; Fungi; Ascomycota; Sordariomycetes; Hypocreales; Cordycipitaceae. Bases 1 to 1017 code for a protein of 338 amino acids. Gene Ontology annotation, cellular component: membrane.
AUGUCCUCGUCAAACAACUCCAACGCCUGGCUCAAGGCCAAGAAAAAGACUGAGCUCACCGAGAUUGCCGACAAGAUUGGCCUCAAGAGCUACAAGGACCUCAAGAAGAGCGACCUCGAAGCUGCUCUCGAUGACUUUAUUGCUCAGCACUCCUCUCGCUUCUCUUCCAACUCCGACCUCGCCGGCUACUUCGCCAGCCGCUCCAGGACUCUCACCUCCCCCAUUAAGAAGGAGAAGGAGACCAUAAAGGAGGAGGCUGAAAAGGGCCUCAAGGUUGUUAAGCGCAGAGUCACCAAGGCCGCCGAAGAGAUUGCUGCCGAGGCCAACUCUAGCGCCGUCCUGCGCACGCCCGCUCGUAGCCUUUCCCAGGUUGCCUCUCGCGUCCCCCUUCCUGCUUCCCCCGCGGACAUUGCCUUUGCCGUCGACCGCUCCACCGUCGCCCUGCGCAAGCGCGCUGCCUCCAUCUACCAGGAGAGCGGCAUCACCGAGGCUUCCAAUGCCACCCGCGAGACUCUGAGCACCGUCACUAGCGUUCUCUUCUCCGUCGCUGCUUUCGAGCUCUACUACAUUCGCCCCGCCAUUCUCGCCAACCGCUUUGCCUUUACCAUUCCCGCCAUUUCGGCCAUCGGCACCGAUGACUUCAACGUCUACCUCCCGGACAUGUUCCUGCUCUUGACCUCGAGCUUCUGGUCCCCCGCCCUGACCUGGGUUUUUACCAGCAUUCUCAUCCCCAGCAUCUUUGGCUACUUCUUCAACAUCUCGGCCAACAGCCACUCCGGUCCCCGCACCCGCGCCCGCGCUCUUAACGAGACCGUUGUCGACCCCCUCACCUUUAGCAUCGUCAAGGCGCUGCUGGCCUAUGUCGUCUACGCCCAGGGCGUCACCUUCGGUGGCCUUCUCUCCGAGUUCUCCGUCGCUCGUCUCAACAACGCCGUCUACGGUGGCUACCAGGGCAUCCUGGUCGGUACCGCCAUUACCGGCCUCGUUGCCAUUUACGACGCUGCUCUCAAGAGAUAA